AUCCUCAUUGCAGCGUCACUAGAGUAUUGCGCGCACACCGUGAAGGUGCACAAGUAGAUAAGUUAAAAGUGUUUCUAAAAUUUGUUUAAGGGCUUCAGUCUUUGCGUGCACUAUGGACGGAACUGUGGACAGAGUUGUGGAGGAGGAGGGAUCCACGCGUGGGUCCUUUCAGACAGACGCUUCCCUCAGCGGAGAGGAUGAGCGCCGCGACUCCGACCACAGCCAGAGAACUCACGAAACACAUCCUGACGACGAGCGCUCUUUGCCUCUUAGGGAUUUUUAUCCCUAUAUUCGCUGUGCCCUCUGCAAUGGAUUUUUCAUUGAUGCCACCACCAUCACAGAGUGUCUUCACACUUUUUGUAAGAGCUGCAUUGUCAAGCACUUUUUCUACAGCAACAGGUGUCCUAACUGCUCGAUUGUUGUGCACCAGACACAGCCACUGAACAGUAUCAGACCUGACAGACAAUUACAAGACAUUGUUUUCAAGAUGGUUCCAUAUUUGGAAGAAGAUGAAAGGUCGCGAAUAUAUGCAUUUUAUAAACAGAGAGGGCUUGGCGUUCCUAAGCCAGUGGCGUCUCCAGCUACAUGCGCAGUGAAGCCGCCUCAGAGACAGAAGAAAGACAUGUUGCCUCAGUCUGUUUUUACUAUUCCCUCAGAGCUAGAUGUGUCUCUGAUGUUGGAGUUUGUGGGAGCUGAAGAGGGUAUUGAGAACUAUAAGCCCCUUGAGAGGAAGUAUGUGCGUGUGUCAGGGGAAGCCACUGUCCGUCAUGUGGAGCUUUUUAUCAGGAGGAAGAUGGAACUGAGUCAAAACUGCAAGGUCGAUUUUGUGUGUGGAGACCAUCUUCUUGAGCAAUGCCAGUCUUUAAGAGAAGUUUGUAACACCAUGGGAAAAAAUGCAUUGCAGGAUGGCAUGCUGGUUCUGCAUUUCGGACUCGUUCUACCUGCUCAGUAAAGAGGGAAGACGCAGAAAAACCAACUACUGUGAAAUUUACAUUGUACAGUGGUUUAAUUUCAAGGGCUAAACUGAAUUUUCUCAUAUAACAGUUAUCCUAUGCAGUGAUCCUUUGUCUUCCUGGUAGCCUUCUGCUCAAAAAGAUUAAGAAUAUGGCAGCAUUCUUUGAGCAAAUGCAUUAAUGAGCUAUUUCUAGAAUAUACUGCUUGCUUGUUUGUUUGUUUGUUUGGAUGACUGAUUUUUGGUUACAAUUUCCACAACUGUCAGGGUUCUGUGAAUGCUCUUUUAUACAUU
Molecule: messenger RNA, 1246 nt
Organism: Cyprinus carpio (common carp)
Lineage: Eukaryota; Metazoa; Chordata; Actinopteri; Cypriniformes; Cyprinidae
Product: polycomb group RING finger protein 6
Exons: 11
Coding region: 113-952 (279 amino acids)
Biological process (GO): regulation of transcription by RNA polymerase II
Cellular component (GO): PRC1 complex
Source: RefSeq, a predicted model, not a curated record